Messenger RNA from Cinclus cinclus, 8398 nucleotides. It is a transcript of the gene FBXL5, whose product is annotated as F-box and leucine rich repeat protein 5. Gene Ontology annotation, molecular function: protein binding. Lineage: Eukaryota; Metazoa; Chordata; Aves; Passeriformes; Cinclidae. Gene Ontology annotation, biological process: intracellular iron ion homeostasis. The record is from RefSeq and is a predicted model, not a curated record. The coding region runs from base 396 to 2321 and encodes 641 amino acids. The transcript is spliced from 12 exons.
CGCGGCUCCAUGGGGAGAACAUGGCUCCCUUCCCCGAGGAGGUGGACGUGUUCUCCGCCCCGCACUGGCGCAUGAAGCAGCUCGUGGGGCUCUACUGCGACAAGAAUAGGAUCAUGGAAUAUUCUGAGUUGGAAGGGACCCAUCAGGAUCAUCAAGUCCAAUUCCUGGCCUUGUGCAAGAAGCCCAACCCCAAGAGUCACACCAUGGGCCUGACAGCAUUGUACAGAAGCUUUUUGAACUCUGUCAGGUUUGGUGUUGUGACCACCAGUUCCCAGCCACCUUGUGGGUGACAAACUUUCCUGAUAUUUAUCCUGCUUUCCAAGACCAACUUCUCCAACAACAAUGAUUUUCGGGCUCUGCUGCAAUCCCUUUAUGCCACAUUCAAGGAAUUUAAAAUGCACGAACAGAUUGAAAAUGAGUGUAUCAUUGGUUUGCUUCAGCAGCGUAGCCGGACAGUGUACAAUGUGCACUCAGACAACAAACUCUCAGAGAUGCUUAGCCUUUUUGAGAAAGGGCUAAAGAAUGUAAAGAAUGAAUAUGAACAGCUGAACUAUGCGAAACAGCUCAAGGAGAGAUUGGAAGCCUUUACCAGGGAUUUCCUUCCUCAUAUGAAGGAGGAAGAGGAGGUUUUUCAGCCUAUGUUGAUGGAAUACUUUACUUAUGAAGAGCUGAAAGAUAUUAAGAAGAAAGUAAUUGCACAGCACUGCUCACAGAAAGAGGCUGCAGAAUUCAGAGGUCUCAGUAAGUGGAAUCAAGCUGAAGAGCUUCAGAAGGUCUUUAAGUAUUCUGUGGAUGAGAAGGCAGAUCAAGAAACCGAAGUAACAGGGCACACCACAAAUAUUACUAAUCUCCCUCCUGAAGUAAUGGUGACCAUUUUCAGUUACCUUAACCCCCAAGAGUUAUGUCAGUGUAGUCAAGUAAGCACUGAAUGGUCACAGUUGGCUAAAACUGGAUCUCUGUGGAAACAUCUUUACCCUGUUCGCUGGGCCAGAGGUGAUUGGUAUAGUGGUCCUGCGGCAGAUACUGAGACAGAACCUGAUGAGGAAUGGGUGAAAAAUAGAAAAGAUGAAAGUCGUGCUUUUCAGGAAUGGGAUGAAGAUGCUGACAUCGAUGAAUCUGAAGAAGCAGCUGAAGAUUCACUUGCCAUUAAUAUAGCACAAAUGGAAAAACGUUUACUUCAUGGCCUCAUUCAUCAUGUCCUCCCGCUUGUAGGCUCCUCAGUAAAGACACUGGUAUUGGCCUACAGCUCUGCAGUGUCCAGCAAAAUGGUUAGACAGAUCUUGGAGCUUUGCCCCAACUUGGAAUAUUUGGAUCUCACUCAAACCGAUAUUUCUGACUCUGUAUUUGAAAGUUGGUGUUCAGUUGGGUAUUGUCAAAAUCUGCGCCACCUUGAUCUGUCUGGAUGUGAAAAAAUCACAGAUGUGGCUAUAGAGAGGAUUUCCAGAGCUCUGGGUAUCAUAUCAACUCAUCAUACCAGAGGUAUUCUGAAAAGCUGCAGGAACAGGAACGUUAAGACUUUGUGGAAAAACAGAGAGAUUACUCUGCAGUCCAACCAGAAGUAUAAUGGUUUGCAUGAAAUCAGCAAUGAAAAUCUCAUUCACGGAGGAAAUGGUGAGCAACACUGGACUAAACCUGAAGGCUCAGAAAACUUCAAUUCUGCUUAUGUGUGGAUGCUAGAUGCAGAUGAUUUAGCUGACAUUGAAGAUGCUGCAGAGUGGAAACACAGAAAUGUUGAAGGAUUUUGUCUUAUGGAACCAACAUCCCAUGUUAAUUGUUCUGCAUUGUGCUACAGUAGAGACAUUUAUGGGUUAAGGACUAGAGGGUGGCAGCAGCACUGUCCUUCUACUGACUUGAUUUACUGCGGUCACUCGUUUUGUUGUGCUGGGACAGCACUAAGAACUAUUCAAGCACUUCCAGAGUCCUCUGCACUGUGUAAGAAACCAAUAAGGACUAAACAGUCAGAGAAAAAAGACUCUGCAUACUCUGGGAGUGAAAAAACAGAUGAAGAGACUGCACGAGUUCUUCAGUUUCUCAGUCUGUCAGGCUGUUACCAGAUAACAGACCGUGCUCUCAGGGCAUUGACUCUGGGAGGAGGACUGCCGCAUUUGGAGCACCUGAACCUCUCGGGGUGUCUCACUGUAACUGGUGCAGGCCUGCAGGAGUUAGUUUCUGCAUGCCCCUCUCUAAAAGAUGAACACUUUUACUACUGUGACAACAUUAACGGGAAGGAGGUGUAUUCUGUGAUCAGAGGUUGGAAAACCUGUUGGUCUUGCAGAAAAGAAAUGGAGCCAAGAGCAUGGAAUUUUGCCAUCUAUGAAUAAUAAAGAUACAACUCUGUCAUCUGCUGAUGAAUAAGUGCUUUAUUUUUGCCUGCAGCUUAUUUUCCGAUUAUUUUUUUCCCUAUAAACACUAAGGCUGAUGGGGCCCCUUAGACACAACUCAACUUCAUUGUGGAAUUUCUUUGUGGAGGGCUUAAUGCACACAUUUGGGCAUAUUGGUUGCAAUUUUUGUAUUUUCAUCAGAUGCUGCUCUACAUUUUUAGUAGAGCAAGACUAGAAAGGUAGAGCAGCUAUGGUGAGGUAGUUUGGUUUGAGUCUGACUGCUGUUGCACACCAGUAAAAUGGUACAGGUUUAAUGGCCAGAAACCAUGGGUUUGCACACAUUUUCAGAUCUAUUUUGUUUGUUUACUGUUAAUUUCACUUCUGUUUUUGGUUUGCAUGCUAAUGUUUAGAAUCUCUUAUAUUUUUCACAAUGCUGAAGACUUCGAGUUAGAUAACCCUCAGCUGCAGCUGAAAAAAAAUCUGUCAAUGUACGUCCCUUCUAAUGGCUUAUUUUAUUUGUCUAAAACAAAUUUAGUUGUGGAUUACACUGAACUCAUCAAGACGAGUUUAAUGUUUGAGUUACAUCUUGCCAUUUAGUUCUUAUUUUCCUAAGGCUGUUUUGUCCAGCUCCAAACAUUCUUCUGACUUGCUUCUCCAUUUCAACACCUGGAGUGCUUUCAGCUUUGGCAUUAGAAAAAAUGGGGCUCCCUAAUUUCUGCAGCAGUACCUCUUUGCAGCAUUUAAGUAUGAUUCAGUUUCUAGAGUUUUUUAAAAUUAUGUGGUACCUAGGUUCUGUAAUUAAAGAGAUAGGGCAUUAAUGAAAUAAAGUUUGAUUCUAAUGAUUUACUCUUCCGACAUUCAAAAUGUCACUGGUCAUAGUUGAUCUGUCAUUAAGCAGUCAAGACUUUGCAAGUUCUUUAAAGGUGUAUGGACUGCUCUGCAGAGUUAUGUGGGAACACGGUGUUCUAAGAGUUAGAUCUCAGUCUAAAUUCUACAGAUUCUAGAUUACCAAGUUACUCACAAAUAUCUGAAAGGAUAUUAUAUGGUGGUGGCAGCUAGUUGCCCUGGCAGGAGUGGUUCUUUUUACCACGGUCUUGAUCCAUAUUGUAAUGUAUUCUUGGUGCAAUGCCACACUUGAUUUUAGGGAAUUCUGACUAAUUUUUUUCUGCUAGUAAAUGUAACAAAAUGGAGUAACCAAAUAGCUCUGCUCCUAUCUUACAUUACCAAACGUGUUUAUAUGUUCACCACAAGUAAACAGACCUCACCUCUAUUCUGAGUCCCCUAAGCAUGUGAGUAAUUGGAUGUGCAUGUAAAGAGCAUUAUAGUAAUCCAGUUUAGAAGUAACUAAACCAGUAACGUAGACUGUGGAAGGUUAGAUGAGAAUCUGAUUAAUUUUGCUUUCCCAGGUGAACCCAAAACACAUUUAAUUUAGCACUUCACUGCUAGCACUUAUAAAGCCUUCACAGUCAGAAGGACCCUUUUGAAAUACACUUCUCCUUAUGAUCCACUGCAUGUACUGUUCCUUCCAUCACAUGUUGUUUUAAAAGACUACAUUUUGGGCUCCUUGUUAAAUCCAGCAGCGGUGGUAUCUGGCUCAUCCCUUUCAAGAUGUUUAUUACAUGAGCUAGAACUUGACACUGCAAACAGCCAGUGGUUGCUUGCUAUAACUGCCCAUCAGAACUGUCAAAGUUCAUUCAGAAUCAUCAGCUGGUCCUCCAAGCGUGCAGUAUGUGAACUUGCUGUAUGUAGGUGCAGUGUCCUCCGAGAUACACUGUGCAUUGCUAACUGGGCUGUGCUGAAAGCAAGAAUGGGCAAAUGAAGAUGGGAGAUAGUGGAACAGGUUGCCCAGAAAGGUGGUGCAAGACUCGUGCCUGGACAUAUUUGGGGUUAGGCUGAAAGGGGUUUCUGAGCAACCUGACCUAGUUGAAGAUGUGCCUGAUUAUUGCAAGGGGUUUAGAACUAGAUGGCUUUUCAAGGUCCCUUCCAACCCAAAGUAUUCUGUGGAAGUAAUUAAUCUCCACUGUUAGGCUGAAAUUACCAUCCCACUGGACAACAUAAAAGGAAUAUAUGCAGUUACCAUAUUGCUUAACCUCAUCAGUGAGGUGAGAGAAGUUGGAGACCUCAUACACAGAGUCCAGAGGAAACAGAAGACUGCUCUUUUGGCAAGAUUAAAGAGGCCAUUUGAAUUAAACAGAGAGAACUCUAAAGCAAAGUCCAGUCCAAAUGAGGUCAGUAGCAAAGACUGGGAAGGUCAGAGGUUAUGAAGCCAAAGAGAUGUAGCCAAAGGUCAGUGGUAGUAAAUAAAGCCAGGGAAACAAACCCAGUGUCUGUGGCUGUCAAGAGUAAAGGCAUUUUAAUUAUGUUGUCUGUAUCAAAUGUAAAAAAGAUCAAACGAAGGAGCAAUAGGGAUUUUAUAGAGGAGCUAAAUUACUUGUGAGGGAGGAGAUCAACUGACAUGUCAAACUAUAAAUAACUCAAAUCCAGAUAGCCUUCCUGUUAAAACAACCAUUAAUGAUACUUACUACCUUGCUAUAGUAAGAGCAUGAAAUAUCCUCCAAGUGGUGGGAAUUGCACUUACAUGCUAAGAAAGCGUACAGGGAGGGCAGAUUUCAGAAGAUGAGGUUGAACCCUGAAUGUUUCAUUUUAUCAAAAUUCUUUAUUAUAGGCCAUAAAGGAAAGUUAGUGAUGGUAUGAGGAGUAGACAUGGAGCAAGAAAUGCAGUGUGGGAAUAAGGGUGAAAUUUCACUCUGAUAUGCUUAAUGUCAUUUUAAGUCAGUGCCUAAUAAAUUGGGAAAUGAACAUAAAAACUUUUCAGAUGGUCCAAUUUACUUAAAAGUAUCCAAGAUUUUCAGAUCUUAAGUUGCCGUAAGCGUAGUUUAUAUUUGAAAGCUGAAAGCUAACUAAAGGAUAGGAGGAAAGGGAAGGGCUUAAUGGUCAUUGCUCAGGAGAGGAACCUGAGAGGUGAAAACUUUCUCCCUGUUCCCCUCCCAGGAGUUCUGUGCUGAGAUCAGUCUUAAUCAGCAUUCCCUUAUGUUGUGGUUUAAAAAAUGCACACAGUAAUUUCCACAUUUUUGAGUGGUGCUAUGUGGUCUUCAGGUAAUGAUACUGAUGCUGAUGAUUUACAGAAGGACAUCUAAGAAGCUUCACUAUAGCUGUGUAUGUGUUGUUGAAUGUCUGGGUGGCUGGGAAUAAAAUCUGUGAUUGCAUGAAACUGAAUUCAAAGCUGGCAGUUGCAGUGUGGAGAUAAUGAUUUCAGAGAGCUGUUGGUGCUAAUUCUGAGAUCUUUCCUAUUUGCAGCAGCAGCCAAAAAAGCCACCAAUGUUACCAUCGUCAGGGUGGUGAGAACAAGAUAGAGGGUGCUGUGCUUGGUCCUGGAAGCCUUGGGGCACUCACAUGUGGAGCGGGUUUGGUUUCCCCAUCCUGAGGAGAGUAUACACUGGAGUUACAGAAGAUACAGAAGAGGCCUUCUAAAAAGUUAGGGAGCUGAACAAUCAAAAGGCUGGAUGUUUCAAUCUGGGAAUGAGAUGACUGAAAAUAGGGCAUGACUGUUUACAGAACUGGGAAAGCAGUAAAUGAGGUGAAUGUGAAGUGGUGGUUCUCCAGAUUUUGCAGUGUUAGAGCUCAGGGGCACUGGGUAAAGCUGGUAGUCAAUUGAAAGCAGAUGCAGAGUGUAGUGAACUUCUGGAACUUGGUCCUGGGGAGUUGUGGAAGGAGGUUUAAAAAGAGGUUAAAAACCCACAUGCACAACUGAGCCAUAAGCAAAUGCUGAAGGAAAUGGACUUCAGUUCCUGAUGCUGCAAUUAGGGUUGCUGGAAAAACACAGAAACUGUGUGUGAUAGGCUUAUAUCCUGUCCCUGGACAACACUUGCUGUUGCCAGUGGUGAUGGUAGUGUUAGAUGGAGCGUUGGUCAGAACUAGAAGUUUGUAUGUUCCAGUUGGGAGCAUGAGGAGCAAGAAAAGGAUGAAAACUGUUGAAUUAUACUGAGAAUUCCCUUCCUUGGUUCUGUAUGUUUUAUCAGUAAGCAUUUUGCUAGAAAUGCGGCAGUUGAUUCAGAAUCACUGCUGUGCUGCAUAGCUGUGGCAGUGAUGGGGAAGGUCAGCUACAAUUUGGAAAGUGCUGCUGCACAGAACAUGCUCUACUAAACCAGAUGUUCACAAGCACUGAGCCUCCUUUCUAAAGGACUUAAAAAGAAGAUUUCAAACUCUAGCUUGUAAGUGAUGUGGAGGAUCAAAAUUUAGUUCAGGUGAAUAAAAAUAUUUGAAAAGGAAAAUGAGUUUAUUGACCAGUAAAAAGUUCACUAUACCGUAGUCUUUCAUUACAGUUUCAGGUUUUUUUAAAUCAGUCUCAUACAUCUUAACUUAUUUACAGUAUAGUUUUGCUUAGUGGUGUGUGGCAUGAAGUAGGAGGCUGGUUUUUAAGACCCCAGAUUCUUGGAAAUUAUUUGAAUUAUGAUUUUACUGGUGAAGGAGGUAAAAAGAGCCAGAUACAGCAUGGUUCAUUAAUGGAUUUUGUCAGAAUUUCUAAAUACAUUAAAAACACCUGAAAUAUUUCUUUAUUUGUUUCUCAUAUAAUUGGGGAAAAUUUGUGUUGUCCUGGUUAGGUUUUCACCAGCUUGUUUGAGUUGGCUCAGCAUCCCACUUCCAGUUUUUGUUGUGUGCCAGAGUUCAGCCAGUCUGAGAGUACAUAAGUCUCAAAAGUAGGCAUAUGGCUGCAGGAAAUAAAAUCCUGUUUGAGUAAAUGCAAUAAUUUCUUAUCUCAUGGUCACUUUAACAUUUUAAAUGCAAGAGGUAAGUGAAGGUGGGUAGAGUUACAGUGUUGGUUUGUACUGUCUGUACUUGCAACUCCUUCUUUCUUUCUGAAUGGCUCAUUUUCAGCCUUAUGGCUUCUGAUGACUGCCGCGAUGCUAAGGUGGUUCUCUCUUUAGUUUUUGAAUUUCCAGUCAGGAGUAUGUGAGAGUCUGACCAACUGUGAAGUGUUCGUGGAGGAAACAAAAACAUUCCAGUCUAAAAAAACGUUUCCAUUACACGGACGUGGUUUUGGAGGUUAUGGUUUCUUUGAUAAUGCCAUGGUGCCAUCAUCUGAAUUUGAAAAGUGGGAAUUAAAAAUACCUUGUAAAAAACACUCAGUUCUGAAGCUGUGACAGCUUGUGUAAAGUUGCUCAUUUAGUGGUGUUCAUGGUAUUUCUGUGUAAUUUUGGAUGUGUUAUCUUCAUGGGACUGAGCUACAGAGCAAAACUCUUGAAAAGUACCUGUUCUAGGUGAUAAUACUGGCAGUGUUUUGGAUUUCUCAGUGCUGCAUGAAGGGUAGUGCAUUGUAAAAAUGAGACGUUUUCUGACUCACCAGUUUAUGAGAAUUAUGAAUCUAAGUAAGUGGCCUUUCCUUCUUUUCACGUUUCUGUUGUUUUUGUGCAGGUCCUCAUGCUGAAACCGCCAGUGGAUGCCAGAAUUUGCAGUGUGGUUUUCGGGCCUGCUGCCGCUCUGGCGAAUGACCGCUGACUUCUGAUCUUUCGGUCUACUUCAUUUAGCUGAGCAGGCUUCCUCUCAUGCACUUUACUUACAGUUCGCAUCUUGUGUUAACAGUCCUUGGAGUGAGACUUGUUCUACUAGCCUGACCCUGCCCACAACUUCAGAAUCUUAAUUAUGAGUGUACUGUACAGUGUUGUAACAAUCUCACAACCUCAUUUGGCUUGAAGGGUGUUGGGUUUUAUUUUACGUAAUUUGGGGAAGAUGGGUAAAUCUUCAGAUUUUCCUCUUUUUUUUGCCACUUUAUUCCAUUUUUGGCACUUAAAUAUACUUUACUGAAUUAUUUUGUCUUAGGCAAUUUCUUUUUUUAAAUUUUGAAUCUGGAAGUACAGUAUAAACCUCUGCAGAGAAUUUGAAUUUUAUUGUUUGCAUUUGGGUAACAGUUAUACAUCUGUAGGACCUUGGUUUCUUCCCCUUUCCUGUCAUCCUGAAGUUGUUCUUUGUAUUGCAGAAUUAGGGAAAUUGCCACCUUCCUUUUGCAUUUGGUUUUGUAUUUGGGCUUGAAAGACAUACUCAAAUAAAACAUUCCCACCAAUAAAAAAAUGUGCGCACCA